Molecule: messenger RNA, 969 nt
Organism: Angiostrongylus costaricensis
Lineage: Eukaryota; Metazoa; Nematoda; Chromadorea; Rhabditida; Metastrongylidae
Source: the annotation of a GenBank genome assembly
AUGGAGGUGGCUUCGGCUACCAGUGCCGACCUUCUGAAGGCCGAACAAGCAAUGUAUGGGCCAUUCUUCGGUACUCUUGGUGUAACGAGCGCGAUGAUGUUCACCGCAGCCGGAUCCGCGUACGGAACAGCGAAAUCAGGUACCGGAAUCGCCUCUAUGGCUGUAGCUAGACCCGAUCUCGUGAUGAAAGCCAUCAUUCCUGUGGUUAUGGCCGGUAUCGUCGCCAUCUACGGCCUGGUAGUGUCCGUGAUCGUUUCCGGGAAAGUUGCUCCCGGCGGCCCAGACUACACAGUGAAUCAGGCAUUUGCACAGUUUGCCGGUGGCCUUGUAUGCGGAUUAUGUGGUUUGGCAGCUGGAUAUGCCAUUGGAAUAGCCGGAGACGCCGGAGUGAGAGCCCUCUCACAACAACCGCGUAUAUUCGUUGGUAUGAUCCUUAUGUUGAUUUUCGCUGAAGUUCUUGGUUUGUAUGGAAUGAUUGUGGCGAUGUCGUAUGACCUCACAACUGCAGAACAGCCAGCGUACGCCCCUUUUUUUGGGUACAUGGGAGCCGCCUCAGCUCAGAUCUUCACUGUUCUGGGUGCUGCGUACGGUACUGCGAAAUCGGCUGUAGGCAUCUGCUCCAUGGGAGUGAUGCGACCAGAACUAAUCAUGAAGUCGGUGAUUCCCGUUAUUAUGGCUGGUAUUAUUGGUAUUUACGGCCUAGUCGUGGCAAUGGUUCUCAAAGGCAAGGUAACUGCUGCCAGUGAGGGUUAUACCCUCAACAAAGGAUUUGCCCAUCUCGCUGCCGGUCUUACUUGCGGCUUGUGUGGUCUCGGUGCUGGAUAUGCCAUCGGAAUUGUCGGAGAUGCUGGAGUUCGUGGGACCGCUCAACAACCUCGUCUUUUUGUGGGAAUGAUCCUCAUUCUUAUCUUUUCUGAGGUGCUUGGUCUCUACGGCAUGAUAGUGGCUCUUAUUCUUGGAACAUCGUAA